GUGUCUCCAGAUUGAUAAAGCAGCACUAUGGUUGCUUCCUGAGCUCCCAACCCUUCGUCAUGGACUCCUAGAACCCCUGGUUGUUUGGGACUGGAGGCUACCACCCAGCCUACCUGACCCCAGCCUCCCCCCCAAAGCAGAUGGGGAAUUGUUGUUGUGAAGCUGAAAGUCCCUGUGGCAGCAUUGAGGAACGAAGUGUUUUGCUGAAAGAUGACUCAAAGACAUCAUGCGCUGGUGAGAGGGUAGCGGUUGGCGCUUGUGGUCCUGAAGACAACGAUGACAUGAGUCAGUCUACUGCUGAAGAAGCCAAGGAGGUGAAGGAGGAGCAGCAGAGGUGUCAGAGCAAAGAAAGAGAACCCAGGAACACUCAGGGAAAUGGACAUUUACAAAAGGGAGACAUUCAGGAGGUGUCAGCUCCUCCAAACAAAGACAGAGGCAGCAGAAAAGAAGAUGACGAGAAGGAAGAUGCUCCUGCGGAGCGAUGCACUUUAAACCAGCCACAGGUGGACGUCUCCUCCCUUGACGAACAGGAAGGUUUGGCCACAAACGGAGAGCCAAACACCGAGAACGUAGAUCAAACUGCUGUACAGGAAGACGUCUCACCGCCGCCUGAAUCUUCACGCCCAGAAAACCUUCCCAGUCCUGAGACAAACCCUCUGGCGGAGGAGGACAAAACGGACGGCGGUUCUCACGCUGAUUCUGGAGAGGAUGCUAUCGGUGCCGAGGCCAAACCGUCAGAGCAGUUCACACGGAGUAAUGAAGCGCUAUCAGAGCCAAGCACUCAGGCGGCGUCCAUCUCUGCGGUCAGCCAGGACACAAACACAGAGGCUCCCAGCUGCUCUGUGGAAGGUUCUGUGGAGACAAAGAGCCAUGUUAUCUCUGAGCCUCUCUCUCCUGGAUCGGAGCCCACAGAUCUCAACCACGCUCAGGAGAAACCGGGCUCUGUCGCCUCGGAGCCCACAUCUGCUACAGAGGCCAAGGACAGCUUAAAGUCGGAUCUAGAAGACAAGAAAGAUCCUGAGGGUUCAGGUUCUGCGGAGGAGAAUGUGGAGGAAGCUGGAGAGGAUGUUUGUGACGAAGGGAAGAAGGAUGAAGAGGAUGGAAAGAAGCCGGAGAAAGUUGCUCUCACCGGGGAGACGGAGGCUGCUCGAGAUGAGAAACAGUUGAAGAUCCAGGAGCAGCUUGGAGAAGAUGAGCCUUCGUCCUUAAAGUCAGAUGUUGAAAUGCCUGCAGACGAGGAAGCUGGUCAGGAUGACAGUGACAUAGACUUGUACCGAGGAGAAGAGGAGCUGUCUGCAUCAUCAAGUCAUAAACUGCAACCAGCAUCUGAGUUAAAAAUUCCGAAGGUGCAGGAUAGCUGCAGUUUGUCUCCGGCUGUGGAUAUCCUGUCUUACAGUGAGAGGGAGUGGAGAGGAAAAACUGCCAAGAGUGCUCUCAUCAGAAAGGGGUACGAAGAGAUGUCUGCAAAGUUCAGCCACCUGAGGAGAGUCAGGGGGGACAACUACUGCGCCCUCAGAGCCACCCUGUUCCAGGUGUUGUCCCAGAGCGACCAGGUGCCUCAGUGGCUGCAGGAGGACACCGUUUUAAUGCUGCCAAAACAACUGGAGGCUCAGGACGGCCUUAUAAGCCAGUGGCGAUUUCCUGGACAUCACGUGAACGAAGAUGGCGUGGAAAAUCCCAUCGAGCGGCUGAAGGGCUACAUGGAGCUGCUCCGACAAAAGUGGAAGGCGGCGGCAGACUGUCCUGGCGCCGCGGCGCGGCAGCAGCUCUGUGAGCGUUUGUUCCAGGGCGAAGAGGAGGAGCUCGGGAUGCUUGAGGCGCUGAAGCUGCUGAUGCUGGGCAGGGCCUCUGAGCUGCACAGCCGCAUGCAGGUGGGGGAAGACGUCCCUCUCUUCUGCUGGCUGCUGUUUGCUCGGGACUCGUCAGACUGUCCCCGUUCCUUCCUGUCCAACCACCUCAGCUAUGUGGGCCUCAGCGCCGGGCUGGAGCAGGUGGAGAUGUUCCUACUGGGAUACGCCCUGCAGCACACCAUUCAGGUUUACAGACUCUACAAAGCCAACACGGAGGAGUUCGUCACCUUCUACCCAGACGACCACAGGGAUGACUGGCCCUCUGUGUGCCUCGUCACGGAGGACGACCGCCACUACAACGUGCCGGUGGCAGAAGCUGCUGAUCCCUGCCAGGAGCUCCCCUCCAGCUGAUUAGCGCUGCGGGGGAAGAGCCUAUGCUGUACAAACGCCCCUCAGGUCGAACAGAGUGACAUUUUUAUGCCAACUCCAGGGGUCAUGCUGGGAUAUAUGCUUCUAGAGGUCACACCUGGAAAAAGUCACAGAUUCUCCACCUAAGGGAGAGGAGAUCUCCAUGUUUGACAUUUAUAACAAAAUCAUUUAGGUUGCGUCACAUUAGAGCACUUGGAGCAUUUCUUUCUUUUUUGCCAUAAGGUUGUUUUAUUUUUACUGUGCCAUAGUUAUUUGUGCUUGUAUUUUAGGUACUUCCCUAAAAACCCAGGGAAACAGUGAGGUUCAUCUACAACAAUAAAGUCUGAAGAUUUUAGUUCUGCCAUAAAGUAGAUCAGAAGGACAUGGAUUAAAACCAGGAUUAUCAGUAUUGGCUCCCAUUUUUGUCUAUCUUUACAGCACCUAGCUGAAUCCUUUGUUAGGUUUUCUUUGCUUUGUUUUUUGCCUAUAAUCUGAGCCAACUGUCUCCUGACUCUAAAGCAUAUAUCUCAAAAUGUAACCCUGUCGUUUUAAAGCUACGGUGACUCGAGACCCUGUACAAGAUGUUUCUGUUUUUCCAAACACUUGUAUGCACUGUACUGUAAGAGUUUUGUUUUUCUACCUUUGGUAUGCGUACAAAUCCAGUUUUCUAAGAUCACUCCAGCUGAAUCCAGAUUGGGUGGUCAAUUAAGAAAAGCAACGAAAAGAGGCAAAAAUACAGAAUUUAUAAUCUUGCACUGGAUCUUUUUCUGUUAAUUUAUUGUUUUGAUGUUGGGGGUGGGGGGAAAGAGGUACUUUAAAUGAGUGUGAAAGUUUAAUUUAAGACGGCUGAAUUAGUCGAUGACGGGUUUGCUGAUGGACUUAUUCCAGAUGAUGAUGAGAAGACUCGGAGGAUUAAUGGCAGCUUCUGUGUCAGAGGCGUGAUGUGUAACUGUCGUAUGUUCUGUGCGUGUCAAACACAGUGACUAACAUGUUGCCUUUAACCAAGCUGUUCAGAAAAGAGGGAACAUACCAAUGUUGCUGCAAAAAAAAAAGAAAUAGCUGGUAAAUGCUUCAACCACCAGCCACAGGUUGUAGGUUAAAAAAAAGAAACAAAAAGGCUCACUUGGUUAUCCAUGUUGCCUUAGAAAUGAUGCACAAUUUGAAUGAAUGUCAGUUUUUAUCAGUAUGGAAAUAAAUGGUACAUUUUGGAAAA
Messenger RNA from Cyprinodon tularosa, 3411 nucleotides. RefSeq lists its product as uncharacterized. Lineage: Eukaryota; Metazoa; Chordata; Actinopteri; Cyprinodontiformes; Cyprinodontidae. The transcript has 10 exons. Gene Ontology annotation, molecular function: cysteine-type deubiquitinase activity. Gene Ontology annotation, biological process: protein linear deubiquitination. The record is from RefSeq and is a predicted model, not a curated record. Gene Ontology annotation, cellular component: cytoplasm. Bases 141 to 2201 code for a protein of 686 amino acids.